Sinocyclocheilus grahami is the source of this 1310-nucleotide messenger RNA. RefSeq names its product heat shock protein beta-7-like. Gene Ontology annotation, cellular component: cytoplasm; nucleus. The coding region runs from base 65 to 547 and encodes 160 amino acids. Lineage: Eukaryota; Metazoa; Chordata; Actinopteri; Cypriniformes; Cyprinidae. Gene Ontology annotation, biological process: heart development. The transcript has 3 exons. The record is from RefSeq and is a predicted model, not a curated record.
CACUGUAUCACUUCAAAGCUCUGACUGGAUAUCGAUUUGAGGCAAAGAAACCUUCUAAACACUAAUGAGUGCGACCAACUCCUCUGCCUAUCGAUCGGAGCGCAGUUUCCACCAGACAUCCUCCUCAUCUUCAUCCUCAACCUCAACAAACCCGUACAUGGAGAAGAGCCGAGGACUCUUCGCUGAGGACUUUGGAUCUUUCAUGUGUCCAAAAGAUGCUUUGGGAUUUCCAAACAGAACAGAAACAGAUGGAAACAUCAAGACUCUGGGAGACACAUAUCAAUUCACAGUGGAUGUCCGAGACUUCUCACCUGAGGAUGUGAUUGUCACCACCUCAAACAAUCAGAUUGAAGUUCAUGCUGAAAAGCUUGCUACUGAUGGAACAGUGAUGAACACUUUUACUCAUAAAUGCCAGCUACCAGAGGAUGUAGACCCCACCUCGGUGAAGUCAUGUUUAGGGGCUGAUGGGACUCUCACUAUAAAAGCACAGAGAAACACUGCAAAACUGGAGCACGCACAGACGUUCCGCACAGAGAUCAAAAUUUAGAUCUUUCCUCUCCUGCUGUAUCUGUUUCUCUGUGAUAAAUGACCUUAAUAAUAGUUGGUUAGUCCUGCUUUGUCAUUCCUCCAUGACCUUCUCUCAUUUCUUCUCAUUAGACUUGAGUGGAACUUAAUCCUGUCAGAUGUAUUCGAAACAUUUAAGACAAAUGCACUGCUAACGUCAAUUCCCUGCUAAAUACAUAUCACCUUACAAUAUACAGUGGGGUCCACAUUGAACAUCUGUGAGUCAAAAUCUAAUUUAAAUCUGUAAAGAAAGAGAAUAUUUUAGGGUUUUGACAGUAAGAAAGGAAAAUAUGUCUUUAAAUGAAUAAGAAAGGUUUAAAUUCUGCAUUUCGAUGUCACUAAACUUAAUCAAAUUUGUUACAUUGAUCACGUGGCUCUUUCUGCAAACACUCAGAUGUUCUUGCUUCAAUUGAAGUUCAAGAUGCUCUUUGAGUCAUUUAAAUCAUACUGGAGAACAUAAGCAUCAGGUUUUAAACAAACUUGUGAAGUUCAUGUAGCUCAAAUACUGCUGUCAUGAAAUUAAAAGGAUACCAAAAUACCAAAUACUAUACUUUUUUAAAAACUUGUCUUGUUGUCUCAGACAUUUGGAGCUCAUUGUAUGACAAACAAUUAGAACAGAAACCUAUUAAUUGAACUGAUUGUUAUUGUUAUUAAAAGGUAUAUUUUCUAACUGUAAAACUAUGUUGUGUUGGGUGAAUAAAACACUGUUUUAAAACCGAAUAAAACCAGAACACCUUUGAUGAGUA